Messenger RNA from Capsicum annuum, 1852 nucleotides. RefSeq names its product 12-oxophytodienoate reductase 3. NCBI's taxonomy places the organism in Eukaryota, Viridiplantae, Streptophyta, Magnoliopsida, Solanales, Solanaceae. Gene Ontology annotation, biological process: oxylipin biosynthetic process; jasmonic acid biosynthetic process. The transcript is spliced from 5 exons. Gene Ontology annotation, cellular component: peroxisome. The record is from RefSeq and is a predicted model, not a curated record. Gene Ontology annotation, molecular function: oxidoreductase activity; FMN binding. The coding region runs from base 353 to 1549 and encodes 398 amino acids.
CUCAAUUUUCCGACCAGGAGGUAACUGAUCAAUGUGUGAAAACUGUUUCUUAUAGUCACGCAAGAUAAAUAAAAAGGCUAUUGCAUGAUGGUUGUGAUCGGAUCUCGAUCAGAUCCAAAGCAAAAACACAAGAAUUCCCAUGUGUACAUCGUGUCCCAAUAAUCUAUUGAAUUUUCAAAUCUAUCCACGAAAACGACUUCCACUUCCUCCAUUAAUAUCUCUCACCAUUAUAACACCCCUCUCUCUCCCUCCAUGCAUUUUACCUCUUUCUAUUUAUUAUAAAAAGAAAUUUCUUGAAACUAAAUAAAUAAAUAAAAAAGUCACUCUCUCUUUUUCAGUUCCUCCAAAAACAAUGGCUAAAACAUCUUCUGCUCAAGAUGGAAGCAAUCCCCUUUUCUCUCCUUACAGCAUGGGCAAAUUCAAUCUCUCUCACAGGAUAGUAUUGGCUCCGAUGACAAGGUGCAGAGCACUAAACAGUAUUCCACAAGCAGCCUUGGGGAAGUAUUAUGCACAAAGAGCAACGAAUGGUGGAUUUCUCAUCACUGAAGGCACGAUGAUUUCUCCCACUUCUGCUGGGUUUCCACAUGUGCCAGGGAUAUUCACAAAGGAGCAAGUAGAGGCAUGGAAGAAAAUAGUUGAUGUAGUGCAUGCAAAGGGAUCUGUUAUAUUUUGUCAAUUGUGGCAUGUUGGUCGUGCUUCUCAUGAAGUGUAUCAACCUGAUGGAGCUGCACCAAUAUCAUCCACUGAGAAGCCAAUAUCAAAGAGGUGGAGAAUACUAAUGCCUGAUGGAACUCAUGGGAUUUAUCCAAAACCAAGAGCAAUAGGAACCUAUGAGAUCUCACAAGUGGUUGAAGAUUAUCGCAGGGCGGCAUUAAACGCUAUUGAAGCAGGUUUUGAUGGUAUUGAAAUCCAUGGAGCUCAUGGUUACUUGAUUGACCAAUUCUUGAAAGAUGGGAUCAACGACCGGACAGAUGAGUAUGGUGGAUCACUAGCCAACCGGUGCAAAUUCAUGAUGCAGGUGGUUCAAGCAGUUGUUACAGCAAUAGGUGCUGAUCGCGUAGGUGUGAGGAUGUCACCAGCAAUAGAUCAUCUUGAUGCCAUGGAAUCGAAUCCACUCAGCCUAGGCUUAGCAGUUGUCGAAAGACUAAACAAGAUCCAAAUCCAUUUUGGAUCCAAACUGGCCUAUCUUCAUGUAACUCAGCCAAGAUAUGUGGCCUAUGGGCAAACCGAAGCAGGAAGACUUGGAAGCGAAGAGGAGGAGGCGCGUUUGAUGAGGACUUUGAGAAACACCUAUCAAGGGACAUUCAUUUGCAGUGGUGGAUACACUAGGGAGCUAGGAAUUGAGGCUGUGGCACAAGGUGAUGCUGAUCUUGUGUCAUAUGGCCGUCUUUUCAUCUCUAAUCCUGAUUUGGUUAUGCGAUUCAAGCUUAAUGCACCUCUAACUAAGUAUAAUAGGAAGACAUUCUAUACUCAAGAUCCAAUUGUGGGAUACACAGAUUACCCUUUCUUUCAAGGAAAUGGAAACCAAGUACCUUUAUCGCGUCUAUGAGAAGAGCAGUAGUAUUUUGUAUGAACUAUGAAGCCUGAUUUUGUUGGGCACUUUAUUACUUGGUAAAUAAUGUAUUCUUAAGCUGUAUAUGCAUCAAUGUGAGGUUUUGCUCUUUUAGAGCCAAGUGCCAGCCAAGCUUCCUCAAGUCGGCUAUAAGAGUCGUUAUGGAAUAGCCUUUUAGUCGGCUUUCUUGUUCUUAAGGACUUUCUGCCGAUGAAGGUGAAUUUUUCAGAGAAAUUUGUACUAUUAAAACAAUAGGUUUGACCACUGAUGAGAAUGCUGUAAAAUUACCGUUCUUGUUAA